Messenger RNA from Durotheca rogersii, 1594 nucleotides. Its product is annotated as 40S ribosomal protein S22. The transcript is spliced from 2 exons. Gene Ontology annotation, cellular component: ribosome; cytosolic small ribosomal subunit. Bases 710 to 1102 code for a protein of 130 amino acids. Gene Ontology annotation, biological process: translation. Gene Ontology annotation, molecular function: structural constituent of ribosome. Lineage: Eukaryota; Fungi; Ascomycota; Sordariomycetes; Xylariales; Xylariaceae. The record is from RefSeq and is a predicted model, not a curated record.
UAUACUGUACAGACGGAGGCGGGGGACGAAAAGAAGGCCAGGAAUAGUGGGCGGAAUUGUGAGGUCGCUUAGGGUUAGCCUGCCGAAAUUUACCCAUUUGCGUGGUGGCAGCGCUCCGGUUGUCCAGGUACCUGGAGGCAUCUAUUGUACCUUAGGUACCUACAGGCAUCUAGCCUUUCGGUACCCUAGGUACGUACCUCAACUACGACCUGCUUGCCCACACCAGAAUCCCUCUUUUUUUUUUUAACCCUGUCCGUUAUCAAAUCCUCUCCUCUCGAUCCGACCUUCUUUUUCUCCCAUUCCCAUCGUCCCGCACCUCUCGUCUUCGCACACGACCAGCCGAGCGUCAACCCAACCGCCUCCCCUCCAGGACCUCCUCUCAUUGAGGUAUGUCGAGUCGGCAUGGCGUGAAUUGUCAACAAGAUAAUUCGUCGUCCCUCUCCUCCCCCAUGCGCCGCCCUUCGAGAAGCCAGGGGAGAGCAAUCAGGGUCUGGCCCUGCCACUCCUCAGUCGCUGUCGCAUCGCGAUGAUGGCUGUCGAGUCGGGCCGCUGAUACGCUUCUCCCCUCCGGUACCGAGCGGGCAGAACCCUCCCCAAGCGGCACGUUUGGGCAGGGCACUCUCCAUGCUCGAGGCUUACGAAGGCUAACUAGACACCCGUGACUAGUAGAUACCUCGCACCCGCACCCGCCCACGCCAACGCCGCCAAUAUGGUCAAGACUUCGGUCCUCAACGACGCUCUCAACGCGAUCAACAAUGCCGAGAAGACGGGCAAGCGGCAGGUCAUCAUCCGACCCAGCUCCAAGGUCAUCACCAAGUUCUUGACCGUUAUGCAGCGACACGGCUACAUUGGCGAAUUCGAGGAGGUUGACGACCACCGAUCCGGCAAGAUUGUCGUGCAGCUGAACGGCCGAAUCAACAAGUGCGGUACCAUCUCUCCCCGCUUCAACGUCCACCUGGCGCAUCUGGAGAAGUGGGUUGUCAAGCUGCUUCCUUCGCGUCAAUUUGGCUACAUCAUCCUCACUACUUCGGCCGGUAUCAUGGACCACGAGGAGGCCCGAAGGAAGCACGUCUCCGGCAAGAUCAUUGGUUUCUUCUACUAGGAGACGGUACAUGCAAAAGCCCCCCAAAAAUGAAUGGAUGAUUGGCGGAUACGAGCGGGCACGGAUGAAACAAACAGCAUUUUCGGCGUUGGGAGGGGGAAAAUGGUUAACGGCCAGGCCUGCGCUUGAUCUUUUGAGCCAAAUAUACCACGAUACCAGACCACGGAAAUGCUACGAGCCCAGGUCCGUGUCUCGUCCGUAAUUCCGAGUCCUGCUCCUUGCCGCUGUGCUAUGUGCUACGUGUCAGUUAUGGUUGGUUUACAAUCUGUGCUCUGAUAUCCAGGGUAAGACAAGACGCCGUCUAUAAAUAUUCCGAAUCGCCUGCGAUUUGCGGAAUGAAGACGUAAAAAUCAACUCAUCACGUGGGAUUCGGGGGGUUAAUAAAAUCAAGCGAUGGAGCCGGUGUUGGCAGGUGUCGGUCCCUACGUAGUUGAAAAAUUAGGAACCCCCAUCAUCACGAACCUGUUUCGUAUGCAUGGACGCGGUCAAUAG